CGGGAGGCAACAGCGCUCCGGGCAGCGGCGGAGCUCCGGGCAGCGGCGGCCCUAAAGCGAAGAAAACCAACGCGGGAAUCCGGCGGCCGGAGAAACCGCCCUAUUCCUACAUCGCUCUCAUCGUCAUGGCCAUCCAGAGCUCGCCCUCCAAACGGCUGACCCUCAGCGAGAUCUAUCAGUUCUUACAGAGCCGCUUCCCUUUCUUCCGCGGUUCUUACCAGGGCUGGAAAAACUCCGUUCGCCACAACCUCUCGCUCAACGAGUGCUUCAUUAAGCUGCCCAAGGGGUUGGGCCGCCCGGGUAAGGGCCACUACUGGACCAUCGACCCGGCCAGCGAGUUCAUGUUCGAGGAGGGCUCGUUCCGCCGCCGGCCCCGCGGCUUCAGGAGGAAAUGCCAAGCGCUGAAGCCCAUGUACAGCAUGAUGAACGGGCUCAGCUUCAACCACCUCCCCGACAGCUACAGCUUCCAGGGCUCGGCCGGAGGGCUCUCCUGCCCUCCCAACAGCCUCUCCCUCGAAGGAGGUUUGGGCAUGAUGAACGGCCACUUAGCCGGCAACGUGGACGGGAUGGGCCUUGCGGGACACUCCGUGCCCCACCUGCCCUCCAACGGCGGGCACUCCUACAUGGGCAGCUGCAGCGGCUCCUCGGCGGGGGAUUACCCGCACCACGAGAGCUCCGUGCCCGCCUCCCCGCUGCUGCCCGGCGGAGGGGUGAUGGAACCGCACUCGGUUUAUUCCAGCUCGGCCUCUGCGUGGGCUCCCUCCGCCUCGGCCGCCUUAAACACGGGAGCUUCCUACAUCAAGCAGCAGCCGCUGUCGCCUUGCAACCCCGCGGCCAACCCGCUGUCCUCCAGCCUUUCCACGCAUUCCCUCGAUCAGCCCUACUUGCAUCAGAACAGCCACAACACCGCCGAGCUUCAAGGUGAGGCGCGGACGGGUGAGAGAGAACCCUGCGGGGAUGGAAGCGGGGGGGAAACCGCGGCCACCGGCCCCGGGGAUUGGUUUAACAGCAGCUCCCCCCGAGGGGAAGCAGCGGUCCUCUCACUCUUUACCGGAGGAUGCGGCGGUUCGCUCCGUCGGGUUUCGCACCGUCGUUGUUGCGGGGUUGGGAGCUGCCGCGUCCCGCGUGGAUGCGGGAAGGGGAGGCCGGGGACGGAUCCUGGGGGUUCAGAGCAAAUAGGAGGUGGCGGAACAACGAGGAAAGGGUAUCGAUAG
Molecule: messenger RNA, 1214 nt
Organism: Meleagris gallopavo (turkey)
Lineage: Eukaryota; Metazoa; Chordata; Aves; Galliformes; Phasianidae
Source: RefSeq, a predicted model, not a curated record